This is a messenger RNA of Chinchilla lanigera (long-tailed chinchilla), 695 nucleotides long. RefSeq names its product amyloid protein A-like. The transcript is spliced from 4 exons. Bases 197 to 565 code for a protein of 122 amino acids. Gene Ontology annotation, cellular component: extracellular region. Lineage: Eukaryota; Metazoa; Chordata; Mammalia; Rodentia; Chinchillidae. The record is from RefSeq and is a predicted model, not a curated record.
CAGCAAUCAGCAUAGGCAGUUAGCUUCACCCGGACCUCAGCAGAAUAGACAGCACAGGUGGGGCGUGGAACUUGCCCACACUUACUUUGGAGGUUCUCUUUCUGUAGCAGCAUUCUUGUGGUGCAUCUCAGUGGUUUCUAUACCCUUUGUGCAUCUACUCUCCUGAGGAGAAGAAUUCACUGGAAUCUGCAGCAGGAUGAAGCUUUCCACUGGACUCCUUUUCUGCCUUCUGCUCCUGGGUGCUGAUGGCCAAAGCUGGUGGUCAUUUGUCAGGGAAGCUGGUCAAGGGACUAGAGACAUGUGGCGAGCUUACUCUGACAUGAGAGAAGCCAAUUACAAAAAUUCGGACAAAUACUUCCAUGCGCGGGGGAACUAUGAUGCUGCCCAAAGGGGACCUGGAGGUGUCUGGGCUGCUAGAGUGAUCAGCGAUGCCAGGGAAGGUAUUCAGAGUCUCUUGGGCCAUGGAGCAGAGGACACAAGAGCUGACCAGUUUGCCAAUGAAUGGGGCCGGAGUGGCAAAGACCCCAACCACUUCCGACCUGCAGGUCUGCCUAGCAAGUACUGAGCUUCCUCCUCACUCUGCUCUCAAGAAAACACAGCACUGAAACCCUGAUGGCUGGGACAUUUGCUGAACCAGUUGUAUAAUUUGAUGUCUCAUUAGUUAACAUAGAACACAUUAAAAUGUUUAACCAAUG